Amoebophrya sp. A120 is the source of this 2271-nucleotide messenger RNA. Lineage: Eukaryota; Dinophyceae; Syndiniales; Amoebophryaceae. The record is from the annotation of a GenBank genome assembly.
CGCACUUCUAUGUCGAUUCGCAUGAGGAAAAUAAGAUUCACAAAAGUUGUAUGACGGUAAAGAAAUCAACACAACUGUCAUUGUGUCGUGCGCUCUAGAACAACAAUCACUUCUCUAAGAUCAUUACACAGAAAGCAACCUGACCCAAGAUGACUGUAGUCACCGCCAGUACUACUAGCAGCAGUGGAUCUUCCACGCCAGCGUCCACCACCUCUGCCCGCUUUCUGGGCGCCGGGUGUGCGGGGGCACUGGAGCUUGCGCUGUUUCACCCUGUCGACUAUCAAGCGCAAAAAUGUCUGGGUCUGGGAGAUUGCAAGCUUGUCAUGCAUAUUUUCCAUGCCCCGUGAGGUCUGGAAUGCAGGACCUAGCAUGACAGGUUCUGCGAAGUCUCUCUCAUGUCUGGCCUGCAUGACAAACUGCCUCUAAACCUGUUCACAAGUGGACAGUUUUUGGUGAUCUUGCAACGCAAAUUUUUGUACUGUCCAGACUUAGCAUGACAAGUUCGCGUCCUUCCAGACCCACACAUUUUUGCAGUGCAUAUCGACACGGUAGCGAAACGGUUGAUGGCCAGUCCGGUCCGGCUGUCUGUGAAUAAUUACGGCGAGGUUCAUAUGCAUGUGUCAGGAUCGAAAUCGUCAAAGUUGAAAUAGUUUGUAAUGCAUAAAAUACAACGCAAAAUCUGCCUCUGUUGCAGAGGACGCAAGGGAGGCAUAUUGUAAGCCUGUUGAGAGGUAGAAAUAGAGCUACUAAAGUAGCAUGACAAAAGGCGUCGCCCUUACCCAAACAGCAUGACAAACUGGAUUUAGGUUCUACGCAAAUUUGUCAUGCGCCACUUAGAAACCGGGCUUCAACUGGCAUCCAUUUUAUGCAUGGCAUAUUUAAUUAUUUCAACUUUGUCGAUUUCAAACCUGACAGAUCCAUAGUUCUGUUUCACGAACCGGCCGCGGCGACGGUGGGCGGGGGUGGAGGAGGUUUAGGUACGGCGCCGAAUUUCGUCGAUUUCGCCCGUAUGCAACAGCGGGUCAAGUCCCUAUUUCCGGGUUUGGGGUACGGGGCGGUGUACAAGAUCUCCCAACGCAGCUACAAGUUCGGCGGCCAACCCUUCGUGAAGGAUUUGGUGCGGCGCCCGUAUGAGAGGUAGAAAGUAUUAAAACCAAGCUCAGGCAGCACGAUUGCAGAACAAUUACGAAUUUAUGUGAUUUUUAGUGAUCAUCCUAGCCCGAGCUGUUGUAGUUCAGGCUGCUCUGUAACUUUGAAUUUCAUUAUAUGAACAGUAAGUUUAGAAUUGCAGGUUUUUCGGGUCCGACCAAAAAACGAAUCCGGUUCGCCGCGGCCUGCUGUGCGACGGCGUUGCCGGUGCUUUUAUGGGUGCUGGAGAGGUGCUCCUGCUACCGUUCGACGUGUUGAAGAUUAAGGCACAGACAAACCCCACGUAUCGCGGGCGAAAUUUUGUGGCGGUGUUUCGACAAGAGGGCCUGCGAAAUUUAUAUGCAGGAUGGCAGUGGACGGUGAUGAGGAACGUUCCAGGUAGGCAGGAUGCAGUUUUCAUGAAGAAGAAGUGCUUGUUCCGAAUGUGAAAACGUCAUUUAUUAUUUUCUCUGGGAUCUUCUACUUCAAUUCGGUAAUCCCAACCGCAAUUAUACCGGUUCCAAUCUUUGAACUCCUAUAAUCCUUGUCAGGUUCCUUCGCCCUUUUCGGGGUUAACGCGGCCGUGCGCGACCGCGUUUUUUUACAGCCGCAGUCCACACCCACCUCUUCCGGUUCAUCUUCUGCGAAGGCCAUCAACAAGAACAAACCAACCUUUUUGCAGACCGCAAUUACGAGCACCUGUGGGUCUUUGGCGUCCAUUGUCGUGGCCUGCCCGUGCGACGUGAUUAAAACCCGGAUUCAGAGCGGCAAAUUCUCGGCCGACAAGAACGGUGUCACGAUUGCAAAGGAACUGCUGAAAGAGGAGGGACCUUCCGGAUUUUUCAAGGGAGUGGUUCCAAAAUGCGGCGCGGUCGGACCAAAACUGAUCUUUUCAUUCACGGUGGCGCAAUACUUGAUCCAGACCCUGUCAGGCGUCUAGUCGCGGAGGGAUCAUGGAAUGCCAGCUGCAUGUCAUUGUUGCACGAGCUGCAGCCCAAGAACCUUGAUGUCAUGUCGUCCAUCUACUUUAUUUUGAGAAUUCAGACCAUGUUCUUGGGAAUUCAGACCACCGUACUUGUUUUUGAGAAUUCAGAGGUCACUAGGCCAGAAUCACAAUACGAAGCGGAAACAAAUGUGACUCAU